Messenger RNA from Candidula unifasciata, 183 nucleotides. The record is from the annotation of a GenBank genome assembly. Lineage: Eukaryota; Metazoa; Mollusca; Gastropoda; Stylommatophora; Geomitridae.
AUUGUGUUUGAAGGCAAAGUUGUGGGACAACGAUCCACAGACAUAGGGCUUGAUGACAUCACAUUCACACCUCAGUGUCAGCUUAAAAGCCCACGUGAUUCCUGUUGGUGUUGUCCUAGGACUUCUAGCACUUGUGACCAUCAUAGGUGGUGUGGUGAUCUAUUUAAAGCGUACACAGAGACU